GCAGACCUCACUGUGACGCGUGUGGUGGUUGAUACAAAAAGUCUAAUUCUGUACUUUACUAUUUAACAUGUGGAACAGGGUUUUGUUUGUCCUCGUUGCUGCGCAGUUCGGCUGUUCGGUGCAUAUUGUUUGUGACUUAGAACCAGGUUGCGACAUUUAUGAUAUGCGUUCUAGUGCAGACUUCUUCGUCCAUCGGUACAUACCACCGACUGUGCAACACGUUAAUUACCGGCACCUUGCCAUCAGUUGUAUCGAUAACGCUUUCUUUAGCACUAUUCCUACGUUUGUGACAUCAGUGGAAAUUUUCACUUCCAAGCACAUUAGAUGGCUUAUUGUACCGAGUGAAAGUAAUAUGUCAUCAGUGAAUGUAGCGUACACAGGGUUGCGCCGAUUCGAUGUGGAGAGGGGCAGUGCAUUAUCGGCGGUAAGUGUAGCUAGUAGCAAUCUGGACGAAAUAUCGCCGUCCGUCAGCUAUUUGGAAGCAGCACAAGACAUUGCAAUAACCAGUUGUUUGAUCGAAUCGGUCGAUCUGGGUGUGUUUUGCAAUAUGGCAAAGCUGCAACUGCUCAACUUCUACGGCAACCGUAUUAGAUACGUUAAAAACAGUGCCAACAGCAACUGCAGCCUGUACGAUUCACUGACCACGUUAACUUUGUCCCAGAACUAUUUGCAAAGCCUUAACAUGGGGCUGUUGAGCCCAUUUCGUAGUCUGGCUCUUUUAAACGUAAACGAAAAUAGGGUUGAAGCUGUGUUCGGUAGCUACGAAACCGAUGCUAAUUUGACGAUGUUUUUACAAAAAAACAAAAUAAAAUCGUUUGAUGUGUGCACGUGGUAUGUGCCGCGUAUGCAUUCGUUAGAUUUACAGCACAAUCAGUUAAGCACCGUGCCGAACUGUUUGGAGAAGCUAAAUGGAGUGAGUCAAUUAAUAUUAGCCUUCAACCAGCUGUCAAACGUCAGCAUCGAAAGCUUUGCAAAGAUGGAGAGUUUGGUUUAUCUAAACCUGUGCUGCAACAGUAUGACUUCGAUCAGUUUCAACACUACCCGUUAUCCGAUAAGUUUAAGAACUGUACUGCUAGCGGAAAACAAUCUCACCGCGCUUGAUUUGUCGCUGGUAGCGGUACCGUCGUUGGAAGUAGAUGUGGAGAAAAACUUUAUUGAAACUUUUGACGUGCGCAAAGUAUCUGCAAAUGUUACAAAGCUAUUGAUGCGAAACAAUCCCAUCGAUUGUUCGUGGAAGACGAGGGAGGAACGAGCUUACUCAACUUGCGUUAAAAAUAUUGUUUAAAGCAAAGCACCGACAAUAGGCUAAGUUUAGUGAUUAUUGGAAAAAGUGUUGGGUAUGGUUGAAUAAUAAAAAGCCAU
Anopheles stephensi (Asian malaria mosquito) is the source of this 1362-nucleotide messenger RNA. Its product is annotated as chondroadherin-like. Gene Ontology annotation, molecular function: protein binding. Gene Ontology annotation, cellular component: extracellular matrix. The transcript has 2 exons. Bases 68 to 1285 code for a protein of 405 amino acids. NCBI's taxonomy places the organism in Eukaryota, Metazoa, Arthropoda, Insecta, Diptera, Culicidae. The record is from RefSeq and is a predicted model, not a curated record.